This is a messenger RNA of Stylophora pistillata, 924 nucleotides long. RefSeq lists its product as uncharacterized. The record is from RefSeq and is a predicted model, not a curated record. Lineage: Eukaryota; Metazoa; Cnidaria; Anthozoa; Scleractinia; Pocilloporidae.
CCGAAAUGGGCAGGGCUUAAUUUCGAGGCCUUGAAGCAUAAAUAAUUAGCUAUCAAUCAUUCACCUAAUUUCCUGAACUAUGAUUGGUUCGCCCGCUGAUCAACAAAUUCACUCUUGAGUUAAAAUGGCGGCCCAUGUGAGAAGUUCGAAAGUAAGGGAGAGAGGGUUUUACGCUUCCCUCAACAAAGUAUCGACCGCGGAUAUGCUUCCUGUUGCUAGAGGACGAAAGAUCAAAGGACGAGGGCGUCUGUGGAAGGUUGAAAGACUUAUUGCUAAGAAAACAAGCGGUACGGAGUCUACAGAAUACUUGGUGUUGUGGAAGGGGUAUUCUCCCUUCGAAUCUACUUGGGAACCCGAGGAGCACAUUUCUCUCGAUUGUGUCCGGUACUUUGAGAGUCCAGUCAUUGAGGAUUCAGUUGUGUUUGGUGAAGUUGCUCUGCUCAGAGUUGCUGUGGAACAACAGCUCAAAUCGAAAUCUAGGUUGCCAUGCACAAUAUCUUUUAGAGGAGAUGUGUACAGGUUACUUCUUCAGAGCAGAGGAACCUUCCAAGAUGGGUGGCAUCUCCUUCAGGAAACAGAUUUUCCUGCAAGGUAUUUCCCGAAAUUUUGGGAUCACCUUGCAGACUCGCAUGGUCAGGGGAUAAAAGUUAGGUACCCCAUGAAGGUGAGACAUUUUAUCUCCUGGUCACCUAAGAAAUAUAGCGUUGAAGGAGAUCACCACCCAUCACCAAGAGCUUUCCAGGAGAAAUUUACCUUUUCAUUUGUAAAGGUUGCUCUUGGUGAUAACUCUUAAUAAUUAUGUACAGCUGUGACACCUACUAUUGACAUUGUAAACAGUCUUCUUCCAUUACAAAAUUAUGGAUGUGCUUUGUGGUAUUUAAAUUUUUAAUCGUAAUAUUUUUUUCAAUAAACUUCUGGAACAAA